Molecule: messenger RNA, 1113 nt
Organism: Closterium sp. Yama58-4
Lineage: Eukaryota; Viridiplantae; Streptophyta; Zygnematophyceae; Desmidiales; Closteriaceae
Source: the annotation of a GenBank genome assembly
AUGCCUCCACACGUGCCGAGUGCACUUUUCGCUGUCCCCACUUCAUUCGUCGCCGUGCCCAUGAACAGCAUUUCCGCCCCGCCCGCGAUUCCCGCUGCCCUGGCGAGUCGCGACGAGGUGCUUGCCAGCGUGGCUCCCGCUGUGGGGAGGCGCGCUGCUGACGUGUGGCAGGGCGGGAAACUGUCCGACGUGUCGUUUCGCGACGAAGGAUGGACCACGGGCGGGGCGAAAUGCUUAGGGUCGAAUCCAGGAGAAGCCUACACUCGCGUGGUGGAGCAUCUUCCCCUCUCGCCCCGCACAUCCUUCCAGCGCGUGGUGGAGCAUCUUCCCCUCUCGCCCCGCACAUCCUUCCAGCGCGUGGUGGAGCAUCUUCCCCUCUCGCCCCGCACAUCCUUCCAGCGCGUGGUGGAGCAUCUUCCCCUCUCGCCCCGCACAUCCUUCCAGCGCGUGGUGGAGCAUCUUCCCCUCUCGCCCCGCACAUCCUUCCAGCGCGUGGUGGAGCAUCUUCCCCUCUCGCCCCGCACAUCCUUCCAGCGCGUGGUGGAGCAUCUUCCCCUCUCGCCCCGCACAUCCUUCCAGCGCGUGGUGGAGCAUCUUCCCCUCUCGCCCCGCACAUCCUUCCAGCGCGUGGUGGAGCAUCUUCCCCUCUCGCCCCGCACAUCCUUCCAGCGCGUGGUGGAGCAUCUUCCCCUCUCGCCCCGCACAUCCUUCCAGCACGUGGUGGAGCAUCUUCCCCUCUCGCCCCGCACAUCCUUCCUGCUCUCUCUCUCUCACCCCAUCCUCCUCCCCGUUCCCUCCCACUUCUCCACCUCUCCCCUGUUCUCCCCUCCUCUCCCCUCGUCCUCUUACCCCUUCGUCUCCGCCCCCCACUGCGUUCACAAUGGCAGCUCGGCCAAUGGAGUGUGCAAGCACGUAGCAGCGCUUCUCAUCGAGCGCGCAACUCAGGUGGGCAAUAGAUUGACCAGCUCAGGCCCAGGAGCUUCAGAACAAUUCAACUGCACUCUGUCUGAGGCAUCUAAUGCUCCCUGCCACACCGCCAUGUCGUGCCGUGCCAUGCCACGCCAUACCAUGAUAUGUCAUGCUUUCCAAGUAGUGCUUGUCCUUCCCCUGUAG